CCCACAGGCUAUAAGGAAUCUAUUUCCAAGUGGCUCGUCAGUCGUCUCCCCUCCAAUAUUACCUCCUCCCAACUGCCAAACACGCCCUACUCUCUCUCUCUUUCUCUCUCCGUUGAUUAGGGUUUGCGCAAUUUUUUUCCUCCCAACAAUUCUCCAAUCCAAGAGAGAACAAAUUCAGAGUUCCUGUGAUGUAACUAAUUACGGUUUCUAAUCGUUUCCAAUGUUGAGCUCUUCUUGCUCUCAAUCUCUAUUACGGCGUGGCCCAACUCUCCCCCCAUCCGUUUCCAGACUCAGGGUUAUUAACAGACCCGGGAAUUCUCCCCUUUUGACUAGGAACGCUCAGAUCUUCGAUUCCCAUUCAAAGUUCUCCAAAAAUAAAUGGAAAAUUUCAUGUUUUAGACAUGAGGACUUUUCUCCUGUAAAUCCCAAGUCUGAUGGUGUUGAACACUGCCUGCCUGAGAAGCUGGUGAAGAAGCCCGAACUCGAAAAUCCCACUGAUGUUAAAAAGAAUUGGAUAUCAAGUCUUCGAGAGGCUGCAGAUUUUGUGUAUAGGGCAAUUGGGAGCAGAUGGACUGUGCCCUGGACAGCAGAGACCAUAUUGCAGGUUAUGCUUCUGUGGGUUGUCUCAUUCUGGUUUAUAGGAUCUUGGGUGAUUCCUUUUGCAGCCCACAUGGCAGGUUUCAACAAGGAAUCCCUGACAUUUAGAGGACAAGCCUUGUUCAGCCUUGUGACUGAUGUAACUGAAGGCCUUGCUGGAAUUGCUAUUCUCCAUCGCUGUUUGUCUCGAUUUUGUCCCCUUCCAUCUGAUUGGUUUAGGUUUAGCCUGAAAGGUAACUGGCUAUUGGACGUUGCUCUUGGAUGUUUCAUGUUUCCCUUGGUCAACCGCCUCUCUCAGUUCAAUCUUAGCUUAUUGCCCAUUCUACCUUCUACACCUGUUACUCUCUCCAGCGUUGAGCAGUCAAUUGCAGCAAGAGAUCCAGUGGCAAUGACUUUGUAUGCGAUAGUAGUUUCAGUGUGUGCCCCUGUGUGGGAGGAGAUUGUCUUUCGGGGUUUCCUCCUUCCUUCCUUAACAAGAUACAUGCCCGUGUGGUGUGCAAUCCUGGUUAGCUCAGUUGCCUUUGCUCUAGCACAUUUCAAUGUACAGAGAAUGCUUCCGCUUAUUUUUCUGGGAGUGGUGAUGGGUGUCAUUUUUACAAGGUCGAGGAAUUUAAUGCCAUCUAUGCUUUUGCAUAGCCUUUGGAAUGGUUUUGUGUUCUUAGAUUUAAUGAGAUGACUUGUUAGCCUUGCGCAGCACAUACAACAGAUCAUGAAUCAGCUGAUCAUCUCUCAAAAGUGUAUAUUUGUGGCUUUGAAGGAUAUUUUUUAUCAUAAGGCCUCUGAAGGCCUGCUCCAUUGGCAACUUUGAUUUACACUCAUCCUCAGAAUGCUUUGUAGGUCCAACAAACAGAGAUAAAGUAGUAUUGACAGAAAUUAAUAGGCCAUUCUAUAAUUUCUUCAUUUAUGGAAUUAGUCUAGUACAUCUUUCAUAUGUGUAAUUAUACUAGAAACAAAGGGGUAAAGCUAUCCCUUUGGCCUGCAGAGAUCUUGCUUAACGUUGUAAAACUCUCAAUCCAGUAAAUUAGCACUCUUUUUUUCUUGUAA
Messenger RNA from Manihot esculenta (cassava), 1641 nucleotides. RefSeq lists its product as uncharacterized. Gene Ontology annotation, cellular component: membrane. Gene Ontology annotation, molecular function: metalloendopeptidase activity. NCBI's taxonomy places the organism in Eukaryota, Viridiplantae, Streptophyta, Magnoliopsida, Malpighiales, Euphorbiaceae. The transcript has 4 exons. The record is from RefSeq and is a predicted model, not a curated record. Gene Ontology annotation, biological process: CAAX-box protein processing. Bases 221 to 1273 code for a protein of 350 amino acids.